GCAUGCGUACGGUUAAUCGGUGAAAAUUCUGGGCGAGGCAGUUCGUCAUAGGGAGGACAAAUUGUUGAAUUUUUCUCUGUGAAUUUCAGCAAAAAAUCGUCAAAAUGAGUGACGAGAAACCUUUCUAUGAGCCCGAAGAUGCUGAGGAGGACACAAAACCCAAAUUUGAACUCUACAUUAAGGCUUCAAGCAUUGAUGGAGAAAUGAAAGGAUCUUGUCCGAUCUGCCAGCAGUGGUUCAUGAUUGCCUAUCUCCUAGCUGAACAGAAGAAUGCAAGCUUUAAAGUUUUCACAGUUCAGGCAAAUAACCCACCUCAGACUUUCAAAGACAAGGUCCAAAGCAAAAUAUUCCCAGUAGUGAUUGGAACAAGUGGGCAGAACGUCAAUGGUCAGGAUAUAACUGGCAUAGUAUAUGACAAUUACGAUGAUGUGGAAAAAUUCUUUGAGAGUAUAAAUUUUAACUGCCCUAAACUGAAGCGAACACAACAGGCCAACAUUGCUAGUCUGAAAAUAUUCGAGGAUUUAUAUAAGAAUUUCAACUUAUUCUUACAAAACCCUAGUUCUGAUGGAAAGAAGUUACUGCACGACCUAAGGAAUUUGAAUAGCCAUUUGGAGAUGAAUGAGACCCCAUUCUUAACAGGAUCAACACUGGCUUAUGCUGACUGCGUUUUACUGCCAAAACUACAGCACAUAAGGAUGGCUGGAGAGCAAUACCGGGACUUUAAAAUCCCUGAGGAGUUGACAGCCAUUUGGGAUUACCUGGAGCGUGGAUACCAGACCACAGCAUUCAGUGCCACUCUCCCCUCAGAUCAGGACAUCGUCAAACAUUACGAGAUGAGAGCCGCAGGGAAAGGCAUCAAGGGACGACCCACAUUACAGAAACAGACAUAUACAAUGACUGUCCCAAAACGUGUCCCCACAACAACGGUCAACGGGGGCGGUGAGGGGGAGGGAUCUAAUGGAAUGGACGACGGAGGGGAAUAAAGGGACACUCCUUAUGUGAUAUAGAACAUGUAUAUCUGCAUGGUGCAUUAAUUAUUACGGAUGGUUUCAAACUUCUAGCCGUAUGCAAGUUGGAGAUGGUGACAGGUAAAGUGCUAGAUGUUUGGGACAUUCCCUUAUAUAUAUGAUGCAAAACAACAAAAAAAAUGUAACUGACCAAUCAGGAAGCUUUUGCAUGUAAAGCCAUUCCUGGGGAUUACGUGGCACAUUUAAAAGUAAUUGUGUUGUGUUAAAGAAGAGAAAAAAAGAAUUUUAUUUAUAUUUGCUCUAAAUUCACAUGUAUGCAUCAUGAUUGUGUAUUUUUGCUAUAAAUUCACAUUUAUGCAUCAUGAUUGUGUAUUUUUGUAUCACAGGUUGAAUUUGUUUGCUCUUAUUUAAGCAAAAAAAAAAAGAAAGUUGUAUGCUGUAAAAAUGAUUUUAUUAUUUUUAAUGGGACACUUUCCUGCAUAGUGAAUUGUAUAUUUUUAUAUAGAAAUUUGUUGGGUGGUCAAUGCAAGGCAGUUAUGAAUAUUCUGUUAAGUUUGUCAGCUAUGUUAUUACUAUUUACUCUGCAACGUUGUUUGUUUAUUUUGCUUGUCUUUGUCAACUUCUGGUCAUUUUUUUUAAAAAAAUAUCCUGUAAAGCUAAUAAUCUAUCAUAAUUAAGACAUUUAAUGACUUGUUUCUAUUCUUAUAACCUCUUACUUGUGAUAUAAAUCAUGUUAACCUAGAAUAUUUUUUAUGAAGUAAACAAUUUAGUCAAAUUUGAAACAUAUCCAAUCAUUGUGCCUUUUCGUUGAUUUAUAGCACAGAGCUGUGUCACCAAAGAUUUAUGUAUACCUCUUAUAUAAAAUGCUAGGAUUGAUAUCGCAAACUAUUAUUCAUAAUGUUAUUACUAUGGUAUAAUUUUUUUCCAUUUUUGUCACAAAAAUUGUAUAAACUCUUGCAAACUUGCCAUAGACUUUUUGUAAAGGUUGAUGUAUUUAGUUAUUUAAUCAACUUGUACACUUACAGUAAUUAUUUUUUAAAUGAAUUCAAUCAUAUCCAUUUAAAGGUGACUAAUUCAACAAUGAUUGUAUGACUAUGAUUUUGUAAAAUGAUGAAUCUUUAAUUAAAAAUGUUCAGCAUCAAGACAGGAUUUUGGGCUGAUUGCAAGAACAGAAUCUGUAGGACGCAUUGUUUCGAGGUUGCAGAUUUUGUCCUUGAUUGAAGCCAAAAUCGUUUUAGUUAAGAACAAGUUCUAGUCUGCUGAACUGAAAUUAAUAAAUUAAUCAGCAAAAAAUUGUAUGACUAUUGUAAAUGAUUUUGUGUGCUUCGUACAUAUUGUUAAUACAUGUAUACAAGGUUAUAAUAAAUGUAUUAUACAGAU
Saccostrea cuccullata (small rock oyster) is the source of this 2348-nucleotide messenger RNA. RefSeq names its product chloride intracellular channel Clic-like. Lineage: Eukaryota; Metazoa; Mollusca; Bivalvia; Ostreida; Ostreidae. Gene Ontology annotation, molecular function: chloride channel activity. Gene Ontology annotation, biological process: chloride transport. The record is from RefSeq and is a predicted model, not a curated record. The transcript is spliced from 4 exons. Bases 105 to 983 code for a protein of 292 amino acids. Gene Ontology annotation, cellular component: apical plasma membrane; cytoplasm.